Messenger RNA from Periconia digitata, 1941 nucleotides. The record is from the annotation of a GenBank genome assembly. Lineage: Eukaryota; Fungi; Ascomycota; Dothideomycetes; Pleosporales; Periconiaceae.
UAUCGAUGCAGAUUUGAUUGUUUGCAAGCAGUGCUUGAGUAGCUGGCCAUGCAUGACAUUGCGUGAGCGACGUGAGCGACGCGAUGGAUACAUGUAUGCUGUGCAUAUGAAUGUAGCGCAGAGCGAGGGUACGUACCAUUGAUUGUCGCGAGGGAGCGAGCCGUCGUUCCGAAAGAGGCUUGGCGGGGGUGACGUCGUGUGGCGUGUGCGGCGGUGCAAAAUUGCAGCGGUCUGGAGGUGGUGCUCUGCUUGCUGCUCCACACGAGAAGAUUGGAUCAACAAUCGUCAGCGGCCUGCGCGUCCGUCCAUCUACUGACUUACUUACUUCCUCUCCUUCUUCUUCCCAUACCCCUCCCCCUCCCCCACCAGCUCUCGCUCUUCUUUCUCUUCUCCUCCCUUCCCCCGCCAGCAGCAGCAGCCAUGGUUGUUGAUACCGAAUAUUACGACGCCCUGCAGGUCCCGCCUACCGCUACCGAGCUGGAAAUCAAAAAAGCAUACCGCAAGCUUGCCAUAAAACUCCACCCAGACAAGAACCCUGGCGACGAAACCGCGCAUGCAAAAUUCCAAGCUAUUGGCGAAGCAUAUCAGGUCCUCAGCGAUGAGACCCUACGAAAGCAAUACGACCAGUAUGGCAAGGAGCGCGCUGUUCCUAGCAGUGGUUUUGAGGACCCCGCCGAAUUCUUCACCUUGAUCUUUGGAGGAGAUGCUUUCGUAGACUGGAUCGGCGAGAUCUCGCUCAUGAAGGAUCUCACCAAGACCAUGGAAAUAUCCAUGCGCGAAAUGGAGGAGCAGGAGGCCGCUGCUGCUGCUGAAGGCGAGACCGCCGCUGACACUGCUACCCCAAACGCAACAAGCCCUGCUGCUACUGCUACUGCCCCUGGUGCCGCAACCGCUGAACCCUCGAGCGCCGCAAAGGCAAAAGAAGCAGAAGCCGCUGCCGAAGCCACAAAAGCCCAAGAAGACGAAGCACCGCCUCCAGCCUAUGUUGAAACUCCAGCAGAACCUUCCACCCAAACACCCCAAGCACCACCUCCACAGCCCAGCACCCCGGCGUCGGGAACAAGUACACCCCGUGGCAUACCAAUCCGAGCGGCCAUCAUGGACAAAUCGGAGGAGGAUGCGCGCUUGGAAGCAGCCGGUGUGACCGAUGCUGAGAAAGAACUCAGAGGGAAACAGAAGAAGGGCGGUUUGACCAAGGAGCAGCGGGAAGAACUCGCCGCCUACGAGCUUGAGCGCAAACGCAUAAGAGACGAGCGUGUCGAGACGUUAGCGAAGAAGCUCGUCGACCGCAUCUCAAUCUGGACCGAGACGGAUAAGGGUGCCGACGUCACAGCCGCCUUCAAGGAAAAGACGCGCCUCGAGAUUGAGAACCUGAAAAUGGAGUCUUUCGGUCUCGAAAUCAUGCACGCAAUCGGGCAAACCUACCUUUCCAAGGCCACAUCCUUCAUCAAGAGUCAAAAAUUCCUUGGAAUCUCCGGUUUCUUCUCGCGUGUCAAGGACAAGGGAACCUUGGUAAAGGAGACGUGGAAUACCAUGUCCGCCGCUAUCGAUGCACAGCUCACCAUGGAAGAAAUGGCAAAGCUGGAAGAGAAGGGUGGAGAGGAUUGGACCGAUGAGAAGAAGGCCGAGUACGAGAAGCGAGUCACCGGCAAAAUUCUUGCCGCUGCGUGGAGAGGUAGCAAGUUUGAGAUCCAGAGCGUGUUGAGGGACGUUUGUGACCAUAUACUCAACGACAAGAAGGUGAAGCUGGAGAAGAGGGUGGAAAGGGCACAUGCUCUGGUCAUCAUGGGCGAGAUGUUUCAGAAGGCCGAACGCGAUCCUGAAGAAGAAGGUGACUUCAUGGCAUUUGAGCAGCUCAUGGCCGAGGCCGCUGCGAAGAAGUCAGAAAAGAACGAAAAGCACACCGACAAGAAGAAGCACAAGGAGAAAGAAAAGGCUUGA